AUGUGUGCACACAUCAAACCAGGAGCAAUGCUGGGCUACUUCUUUAAAAUCCAUGAUCUAAUGCAAGAACUCAUCGAUCAAUUCUUUGCCAAACACCUAUCACUCAGUAUCGACGAUGCGGUUAUGCUUCAUAAUAAAUACUACAAGGAAUAUGGCCUUGCGAUAGAAGGGUUAACGCGGAAUCAUAAAAUUGACCCAUUGGAAUUUAAUAGCGGAGUGGAUGAUGCUCUCCCGCUUGAUUCUAUUUUGAAAUUUGACCCGGCGCUACGUCGAUUUCUUGAAGAUUUUGACACCUCAAAGGUCAAAUUGUGGCUAUUUACCAACGCCUAUAUCAACCAUGGCAGAAGGGUAGUUAAACUUUUAGGAGUGGAUGACCUUUUUGAGGGGAUCACAUAUUGUGAUUAUGCUCAACAACCACUCAUUUGCAAACCACAUGCAAAAAUGUUCGAGAAAGCGGAAAGGGAGGCGCAUGCGCCAGGUAUUGACCAGUGCUUCUUUGUUGAUGAUUCACAAUUGAAUUGUCGACAUGCCCAGGCUCGCGGCUGGACUACCGUUCAUUUCGUGGAGCCAGGCCUCCCGAUCCCACCAAUACCGGCAUCGAAAUUCAUGAUCAGAAAUCUCGAAGAGUUACGGGAGCUGUUUCCGCAAUUUUUCAAACCAAAGAUCGGUGAGAAUAUAAAGGCAUUAUAA
Messenger RNA from Coccidioides posadasii C735 delta SOWgp, 690 nucleotides. The record is from RefSeq and is a predicted model, not a curated record. NCBI's taxonomy places the organism in Eukaryota, Fungi, Ascomycota, Eurotiomycetes, Onygenales, Onygenaceae.